Messenger RNA from Cygnus atratus (black swan), 4327 nucleotides. RefSeq names its product dermatan sulfate epimerase (gene DSE). The record is from RefSeq and is a predicted model, not a curated record. NCBI's taxonomy places the organism in Eukaryota, Metazoa, Chordata, Aves, Anseriformes, Anatidae. The coding region runs from base 121 to 3000 and encodes 959 amino acids. Gene Ontology annotation, molecular function: chondroitin-glucuronate 5-epimerase activity. The transcript has 6 exons.
CCGGGGGAAAAACCGUGGCUGAGGAGGCUGAGCAGAGCUGAGCCGAGCCGGGCCGGGCCGGGCCGGGGAUAUUUCAAAGAUGGUUUGGCUCCCACUGGGGCUUGGAGAUCUGAUGCCACAAUGAGGACUCACACACGAGGAGCCCCAAGUGUGUUUUUCAUACACACAAUUUGCUUUGCCUUUGCCUUCGGAGCCAGGGAGAACCCGGAUGCAAUGGUUCCUUUUGUCAACGCCAACUACGACAGCUACCCCAUGCUCUACUUUUCCAAGGGGGAUGUGGAGGGUCUGCGUCUCCAGGCAGCCACCACGCACCGGCACAUUGCGGCUCGGCUGAUUGAGGCAGUGCAAACAAUGCUCUCCAAUCCCCUGGAGUACCUGCCUCCCUGGGACCCGAAGGAGUUCAGCGCUCGGUGGAAUGAAAUUUACGGCAACAAUCUUGGGGCCCUGGCAAUGUUCUGCGUGCUCUACCCUGACAACAUUGAGGCCAUCGGCAUGGCCAAGGAUUACAUGGAGAGGAUGGCAGCUCAGCCUAGUUGGCUAGUGAAGGAUGCCCCAUGGGAUGAGGUCCCUCUUGCUCACUCCUUAGUUGGCUUUGCCACUGCUUAUGACUUCUUGUACAGCUAUCUUAGCAAGACUCAACAGGAGAGAUUUCUUGAGGUAAUUGCCAAUGCCUCGGGAUAUAUGUACGAAACAUCAUACAGACGUGGAUGGGGUUUCCAGUACCUUCAUAACCACCAGCCUACCAACUGUGUGGCCCUGCUGGCUGGAAGCCUGGUUCUGAUGAAUCAAGGCUACCUUCAGGAAGCUUACCUGUGGACCAAGCAAGUGUUGGCAAUCAUGGAGAAGUCAGUGGUCCUGCUGCAGGAGGUCACAGAUGGCUCGCUCUAUGAAGGGGUGGCUUAUGGCAGCUACACAACCAGAUCGUUGUUUCAGUACAUGUUUCUUGUCCAAAGGCACUUUGAUAUCAAUCACUUCAGCCACCCCUGGCUCAAGCAGCACUUUGCAUUUAUGUACAGGACUGUCCUGCCAGGGUUUCAGAGAACUGUGGCCAUUGCAGACUCCAACUACAACUGGUUCUAUGGGCCAGAGAGCCAGCUGGUGUUUCUUGACAAAUUUGUCAUGCGCAACGGCAGCGGGAACUGGUUGGCAGAGCAGAUCAGAAGGAACCGGGUGGUGGAGGGCCCGGGGACUCCAUCCAAAGGGCAGAGGUGGUGCACGCUCCACACUGAAUUUCUCUGGUAUGAUGCAAGUUUGCGCUCUGUACCUCCACCAGACUUCGGGGUUCCAAAGCUGCAUUACUUUGAGGACUGGGGAGUGGUAACCUAUGGAAGUGCUUUGCCAGCUGAAAUCAACAGGCCUUUCCUUUCCUUCAAGUCAGGAAAGCUGGGAGGACGUGCAAUAUAUGAUAUUGUUCAUAAGAACAAGUACAAAGAGUGGAUCAAGGGAUGGAGGAACUUUAAUGCUGGUCAUGAACACCCGGACCAGAACUCCUUUACUUUUGCUCCCAAUGGUGUACCUUUCAUAACGGAAGCUCUGUAUGGGCCAAAAUAUACUUUUUUUAAUAAUGUGUUGAUGUUUUCCCCUGCUGUGUCCAAGAGCUGCUUCUCCCCAUGGGAAGGGCAGAUUACAGAGGAUUGUUCUUCAAAGUGGCUUAAAUAUAAACAUGACUUGGCUGGUGACUGUCAGGGACGAGUGGUUGCUGCCAUGGAGAGAAGCGGGGUGGUUUUUAUCAGGGGAGAAGGAGUGGGUGCAUACAAUCCUAAACUGAAGCUGAGAAAAUUGCAAAGAAACCUCAUACUUCUCCAUCCUCAGCUUCUGUUGGUGGUGGACCAAAUCCACUUAGAAGAUGACAGCCCCUUGGAGGCAGCAACCAGUUUCUUCCACAAUGUGGAUGUGCCUUUUGAAGAAACAGUUGUUGAUGAGGUCCAUGGGGCAUUUAUUAGACACCGUGAUGGGAUAUAUAAAAUGUACUGGAUGGAUGAUACUGGCCACAGUGAGAAAGCUACCAUUGCCUCAAGGAUGUAUCCCCGGGGCUACCCUUACAACGGAACGAACUACGUGAAUGUAACAACCCUCUUGCGGCACCCCGUCACGAGAGCCAUUUACCUGUUCAUUGGACCCUCCAUCGAUGUGCAGAGCUUCACGGUCCGUGGAGACUCUCGGCAACUGGAUGUUUUCGUUACCACCAGUGAGCACGCCUAUGCAAUUUACCUGUGGACUGUUGAGGAAGGGCCCCGCUCUGCCUUUGCACAGGUUAUUGCAGACCGCCAGAAAAUUGUCUUUGACCGAGCCUCUGCCAUUAGGAGCUCUGCAGUGCCAGAAGUGAAGGACUACGUAGGGAUUGUGGAGAAGAACCUGCAGCAUUUUAAGCCAGUUUUCCAGCAGCUGGAGAAGCAGAUACUGUCUCGUGUACGAAACACAGCUAGCUUUAGGAAGACUGCUGAGCGCCUGUUGAGGUUUUCAGAUAAAAGACAGACAGAGGAGGCCAUUGACAGAAUAUUUGCAAUCUCACAGAGGCAGCAACAGCAGCGUGGCAGAGCAAAGAAAAAUAGAAAGGUAGCCAAAGGCUACAAAUUUGUUGAUGCUGUUCCUGACAUUUUUGCACAAAUUGAGGUAAAUGAAAGAAAAGUGCGUCAAAAGGCACAGACUCAAGCACAAAAAGAGUUGCCUGUAGAUGAAGAUGAGGAAAUGAAAGAUCUUUUGGAUUUUGCAGAUAUCACUUAUGUGAAGCACAAAACUGGAGUGUCAAUCAAAGGCCGAUCAGGGCUGGCACAGAUGGUGACAACUGCUCGAAGUAGCGCCCCAUCAAUAUCAGCCUCUUAUACCCGCCUCUUUCUCAUUCUCAACAUUGCUAUUUUUUUUGUCAUGUUAGCAAUGCAGCUCACGUAUUUUCAGAAGGCCAAAAGACUGCAUGGCCAAAGAUGUCUGUAUGCAAUACUUUUAGUAGACAGCUGUAUAUUAUUGUGGCUGUAUUCUUCCUGUUCUCAGUCACAAUGUUAGCAGAAGAUCUCUAUUAGUCGACCAGUUUAUGGUCAUAUAUGUCUAUGCAAAAGCAUUAACCCUAAUAGGGCCAAAGUUUAUGUUCUUUUUUUUUCUGAAACAUUCCAAAAACAGCUGGGGAAAGAUUGGUUUCAGACCAGAAAGGAUUGACAAAUAAGGCAGGCAAUGAAUUUCUCAGAAAAUUAAGUACUUAAUAAGUACUCCUCCUUUGAGUUUUGAGUUGGGCCUCACAUCUGAGGGAAUAUUAUGCUUUGUUCAUCAGAGUUCAGUAAUGUAAAGUUGUAAUUAAUUUUUGGUGAGAAGAGCCCUCUUAAGAGAUUUGUUUCUAAGGGCUUCCUUUUUAUACGAAAUUGGAUUUGCAUUUAGUGACUUUUCAUUCCAAGCUGCUAUGGAUGUCUGUGGACAUGCUCUUAAGAAAAGGACAUUUGAACACAAGUAUGCAGGGCAGAUCUUAGCAGUAGAUUUCAGUUCCCUCUGCCAGACCAAAGAAUACUUCAAUGUGGGACACUCCUGUAUAAUUAUUUCAGACCCUUUUAUCAUGUCAUCUCUUCCAUGCUUUACAAUCUGGCACGGUAGGAGAUGGGAAUCCUGUCAGUACUUACCAAGUGAGCGGCACAAUGCUUAGUAGGCAGUAGCAGAAGGCUGUUUCAAAGUAUAAAGGAACACAAUUCUCAGGAAAAAAAAAAAAGGCAUUUUUUUCUUUCAGUCAAGUUUAGACUGCAGAAAGAUGAAUGCUGUAGCGUCUGUCCUCAGUUUUACAAGGCAGGGUUUCACAAAAGUUUUCCAUAGUUUGAAGUGCAUCUUAGCAGGGAAAUAAUGCCCUAUAUCAGUGCUCUUCUAUAUGCAAUUGUAAAAAUGCAAAAAAAUAAUAAAAAUAAAAAACACAAAGCAAUCCUGUGGUAACCUCAGCAAUUGCCAGUAUGGGAAAAAAAAAAGGUAUUAAGGAAGUAUUUAAUGUUUUUUUUCUGUUCACAUGGCUAGAAACAGAGGACAGUUAAAAUUGUGUACACUCCGCAAUAAAGCACCGUCAAGAGUUCUGCAAGCUCUUGGUGGCCCCUGGGUCAAUUAUUUGGGGAUUAGUGGUAAAUGGAAUCAUGUGGUUUAUGACAAAAAUAAGUUUGACAUCUCCACAUAUGUCCCCUUCUGUUAAUUAAACUGAUUUCAAAAAAUCAUAGCCCUUUGAGAGAAAGGCAACUCUAUGGAAUUGGGGCAUAUCUGUACAUCUUUACAGAAAAACAAUUUUUCCAGUACAUUUGCUAAAUAAAAACAUUAUAAUUGUCUCUGUGGAAAAUAUGUUUUUCUUUGAUUAAAAUACUUUUACUGGUAA